Messenger RNA from Eimeria mitis, 396 nucleotides. RefSeq lists its product as uncharacterized. Bases 1 to 396 code for a protein of 131 amino acids. NCBI's taxonomy places the organism in Eukaryota, Apicomplexa, Conoidasida, Eucoccidiorida, Eimeriidae. The transcript is spliced from 2 exons. The record is from RefSeq and is a predicted model, not a curated record. Gene Ontology annotation, molecular function: ice binding.
AUGCUAACGCGCAAACAAACAAAAACAACACCAGCAACCCCAGCAGCAGUAGCAGCAGAAGCAGCAGCAGCAGCAGCAGCUACAGCUGCAGCAGUAGCAGCGGCUGCUGCAGCUGCAGCAGCAGCAGCAGCAGCAACGACAGCAACAGAAGCCGCAGCAACAGCUGCGGCAACAACAACAGCAGCAGCAACAACAGCAGCAACAGCAGCAGCAACAACGGCAGCAACAGCAGCAGCAACAACAGCUGCAAGAGCUGCAACAGCAGCAGCAGCAGCAGCAGCAGCAGCAGAGUUGCAGUCUCCCCAGCAGCAACAGCAGCAACAACAACAGCAGCAGCAGCUACAUUUCUCCGCUGUGGUCUGCAUCGAGUCUGUUGUAAACCCUCACAAACCCUAA